AUAUUGGUUCUUAAAACAAAAGAACAAUGGGUUUCCAUGAGAGGGUGUGGUUAAAAACUGCUCAUUCUGCACGUGUGAAUAAGCAGCAACAUGGCGUUAGUUACUGAAGGCAUUCUUUUUGGCAUGGGGAACCCUCUCCUUGACAUAUCCGCCGAGGUGCCAGCCUCCUAUCUCCAGAAAUACUCCCUGAAACCUAAUGACGCCAUCCUAGCCGAAGAGAAGCACAUGCCGAUAUACAGCGAGCUGAUCAAAGAUCACCAACCAGUACAAUAUAUUGCUGGAGGUGCUACACAAAACAGUAUCAGAGUCGCUCAAUGGAUGCUCCAGAAAGAAAAGGCUACUAGUUAUAUAGGUUGCGUGGGAAGUGAUGAUUUUGGUGAGAAGCUAGGAGCUCAAGCAGGCGGCGAUGGUGUCCGUGUAUCUUAUCUCAAGUCAACGGAGCAUGCAACUGGUACCUGUGCUUGCUUGAUCACUGGUAAAGUACGCUCACUUGUCGCUAACCUUGGAGCUGCUAAUCAUUACAAGAAAGACCAUCUCUUGCAGCCGGAGAAUUGGGCCCUUGUUGAGAAUGCCCGCUAUGCGUACAUCAGCGGGUUUUUCCUCACCGUCUCUCCGGAAUCAAUCGUCGAGGUCGGGAAACAUUGUGCAGAAACCAACAAGUAUUUCAUGAUGAAUCUCUCGGCUCCGUUCAUACCAAUGGUCUUCAAAGAGAAGCUCCUUGAGGCUCUGCCCUACACUGAUAUACUGUUCGGCAAUGAAGGAGAAGCAGAUGCGCUUUCAGCCGCAUUGGAUCUUGGAACAAAGGACAUCAAAGAAAUUAUUAAAAAGGUCCAGGUACUGCCUAAGGUUAAUCAAGGCCGUAAGAGGAUCGUUAUAUUCACUCAAGGAGCUGGACCAGUUUUAGUCUGUCAGGAUGGAGAGACGACAGAGUAUCCAAUAAUCCCAGUGACAGAGGAGGAGAUUGUCGAUACUAACGGAGCUGGUGAUGCUUGGGUCGGAGGUUUUCUCUCUCAACUCGUUCAACAGAAAUCAAUUGAAGACUGUGUUAAAGGAGGGAACUACGCUGCAAACGUGGUCAUUAAGCGCUCAGGAUGCACCUACCCGGAAAAACCUCAGUUCUAAUGUUACUAUAUUUAGUAACGGGUACUGAUGUUACUAUAUUUAGUAACGAAUUGUGUACUUUUAUUAUUAUUAAUUUAUUAUAAUUUCAAUUGGUUUGUGCUAAAAAUAAUCAUUGCUGAUCUAAAUAAAUAUUAUUUAUUAAUAAAAAAUUUAGAAAAGAAUUCAAUUCUGUUGUCUCUC
Messenger RNA from Amphimedon queenslandica, 1302 nucleotides. RefSeq names its product adenosine kinase-like. Gene Ontology annotation, molecular function: adenosine kinase activity. Gene Ontology annotation, cellular component: cytosol; nucleus. The coding region runs from base 91 to 1122 and encodes 343 amino acids. The record is from RefSeq and is a predicted model, not a curated record. The transcript has 2 exons. NCBI's taxonomy places the organism in Eukaryota, Metazoa, Porifera, Demospongiae, Haplosclerida, Niphatidae. Gene Ontology annotation, biological process: purine ribonucleoside salvage; purine nucleobase metabolic process.